GAAGCGGGUAUUCAACGUAUCAGGAUCCAAGAUUUUCGCGCCAAACUAGUGUUUCAGCAUUCAGUAAGCAAGCUCAGUCGCAUGUAUUGGCAUGUAUGGCGCGCCCUUGUCGUACAAACAUUUUGUUUUUCUAGUAUAUUUUUAUAUAGUUUGCAUAUUUUUUGAGUGUAUAUUAAUUUAAAAUAAUGGGUCAGUCAGACGAUAUUGAUGAUUCUACUUAUAGUAGACAUCAGGAAUUAUGUCAAAAGUUGAAUAUGGAUGCAACAUCAGCAUCGGAGGCUUGGAGAUCCUACGAAACCAUAAGAGAAAAUUACUCACUUGAGGGUGAAACAAUUCAUUGGAUAGGAUGUGCUUUAUAUGUUGCCUGUCGCAAAACUUCUAGUUCAUAUACAGGAAGAUCUGCAUCAAAUGUUGAAACUAACAGAGUGUCAUUAACUCGACUUUUACGAUUAUGCAAUUUACCAUUAUUGGAAUUCUUUUCAAAAAGCAAACAAUGGGCAGACAUGGCCAAUAUGCCACAAGAUUUUCGUUCUCGAAUUGAAAAACUCGAACGAAACUUUGCUGUUUCUUUUAAUAUUUUUAAAAAAUAUAAACCAAUUUUUGCUGAUAUUUUUCAAAAUUCUGCAGAUUCUUUGCAACCUGUAAGAUCACGAAGACAAAGAAAUCUUCCGUGUACUCCAGCAAGAGUAUUUGAAUUUUGUUGGAGUCUUUUUGUAUGCAUUAAGGGUACAAUACCAGCUAUUUCUGAUGAUUUAGUUAACUCGUACCAUUUACUUGUAGUAUGUUGCGAUCUUAUGUACAAAAAUGCUAUUCUAAGCGACAGACGUGAUUUGCUAAAUCCCAAUUUUCCUGGCUUACCUUCAAAUUUUAAUGAAGAAAGUUCUGUUCCAAGUAGGACAGCGAACUGCAUUCUUGAAUUGUUAUCAAAUCGUCACGAUGCCAUUAAAGUUGAAGCAAUGAUCAUUAAGGAACAUAUUUUUAAAAAUCUUUUGAAUAAAUUAUUCAACGAUCAAGUCCUUCAAGGAGAUAAAUCAAAUUUUUCUGAAAUUUUGGAUACUGCAAACUUCGAUGCAAAUUUCAAAGCGGUGAAUAAAUUGUACGAACAUCAUGUACUUUCUGUUGGCGAUUUUGAUGAAAGAAUAUUUUUAGGUGAAAGUGCAAAUGCCAACAUUGGUUCACCUAGAAGAAUAAUAAAUGACGGAGACUUACAAGAACAAUUUCAAACAAGACGAGAAUCCGAAGGAGGACAGGUUCAAAAUUCUGCGCCACCAACUCCGUUAACUGGUCGAAAAUAUUUAAGACCUAGAGAUGCUUCCAAUACUGCACCAGUUUCGAAUGCUACCCAAAGUGUAAAUCGUCUAUUUCAUCUUUUAAAUAGAAGGCAGGGAUCACCGAGUGAAGCUUUGCUCGAGAUUUUCAAUAGUUGCACACGUGACGUUAAAACUAUUGUUGAAACUAAAGUAAAAGAGAUUGGAGAUUUAUUUUGUGCCAAGUACACACAAAAUGGAGCUGACAAUUCCUCUUUAGAUUUUGGAAAGAAAAGAGUUAAUCUAGCGCAACCGCUAUUUUAUAAAAUCUUCGAAAUGAUUCUCAAGGAUGAGAAAAAUAAAAAGCCGAAAUUUGACAUUACUAACUUAAUAACGAAUGAAGUAUUCGUUCAGUGCCUUUUUGCUUGUUGUUUGGAAAUAGUUAUUUACUCGUAUAAAAAUGAGGACAGAACAUUUCCUUGGAUUUUAAGUGCUUUAAACAUAGAAGCCUAUUAUUUUUAUAAAGUUAUUGAAAUUACCGUGAAGGUAGAGGAACAAUUAUCAAGAGACGUAGUUAAGCAUUUAAAUUGUAUUGAGGAAAAGAUUUUAGAGUCUUUAGCGUGGAAGAAAAAUAGUCCACUAUGGCUGGCUAUUGAAUCAACUGAAGGGGGCGUUCCAAGUUGCGAAGAAGUUUCGUUGCCAGGUUUUGCGGAUUCAGUUGAUCAAAAUAUACCAGGACAUCCUGGUUUGCGAAGAAUUGCUCUCGAUCGUGGAACACAUUACGAUGUACAAAGUCCCAUUUCAUCAGCAUCCGAAAGAUUCCAGUCGCCGAUUUCUACAACUGGUUUACCGAAAAAACAAUUAUUUGGUGACAGCAAAACCAGUGGUCACAGUGUGCUUAGAGUUGGUGGACAGAGUUUAUUAACUCCAAAACUUCUCUAUGUUUUACCCGAUCAAACGUCAACGCCAAAAUUACUAACUACAAACGUUAGUCCUCCAAAUAAAGAAGCAACAAAAUCUCGACGAACAGGCUCCGUGGCAUUAUUCUUCAGAAAAUUCUACAAUUUAGCAGCAGUUCGUAUGCACGAUUUGUGUCACAAUUUAUCAAUAGACGAUGAAGAUCUAAAGAAAAAAAUUUGGACAAUUUUCGAAUAUUCAAUUAAAGAGGCAACAUGUUUAAUGCGAGAUAGACAUCUCGAUCAAAUUCUCAUGUGUGCCGUUUAUGUGAUUUGUAAAUUAGCAAAAAUUGAUAGGAAUUCAUUCACUGAAAUUAUGAGAUGCUAUCGUCUUCAACCACAGGCAGAAUCUCACAUAUACAGAUCAGUGUUAAUUAAAAAUGAAAAUGAAAAUGAUCUUUCGAAUGAUUCUGAAAAUGGACUAAAUGCACAAGUGAAUAAUAUUGCUCCACCGACCCCAUCGAAUAUGGCAGGAACAUCACAAAACUUUGGCACUGAAAUACGCGGAGAUCUUAUCAAGUUUUACAAUACAGUUUAUGUACCACCAGUUAAGGAAUUCGCUAAUAAAUUAGGCAUAGGAAGGGCCAAUUCUUCAAAUCUCACACUCAGUCCUCUGCCCAGAGGCAAAUCAACCAAAAAAUCUCCCAUCAAGCGCAUUACAGGCUGUGUCACGACACGAAUGUUGAACUCCAAGGCAAUUUCUGCUACACCAGCACCAACACUGAGUUACUGUCUUGGUCGCAGUCCAGCUAAGGACUUGGAAGCUAUCAACAAAAUGGUAAUAUCUGUCGAUGCCAAGAAAUCUGUUGGAAAACGUUUACUUUCGGAUGAAGCGGACGUUGAAAUGUCUCAAGAACCGCUUAAAAAAUCUAUGACCACUGCUUUCGUUGCACGAAAGUUAGAAAAUAUAUUAGACGAUCGUCGCAUACAAAAUCAGUAGAUUCAUGGCAAUAUAUAAUAAAAUAACAUGUAAAAAGGUAAUGUUUACAUACAAACUAAACAAAUUAAGAUUACAAAAAUUAAACAAUUCACAUCAUGAAUUAUACAAAUCAAACUUUUAACAAAGCUCACGUUAGUAAAUGUAAUUUUUUUUUACUGACUUAAAUGCUUUAUAUUAUAAAUUAAAAACUGUAGGAUUAAUUAAUGUUUGCAUGAAAUACUCUUUUUUUUUCUUUUUUUUUUAUAAAGUAUUUUCACUCUCAAAAGUGCGUUCAUUGAUCAACAGUUAAUGUAACUGUUAAUAAUUUUUUAAUUAUGACCAUUAAUACAUUUCUUUCUGUUUAUUAUUUUUUUUUUUAAUUCGAACUUGUGCUUAACAUAAUGAUGUUAAAAGUAAGUAAUAAUUGUUUCUAAACGCAGGGUAAUUUUUCCCGAAAUCUUAUUUGAAAUGAUGUUUAAUCAGAUUUAUAUGUAUGAAAAUAAUUUUUUAUUUUCUGCAUAAUUGAAAAAUUCCAAUGGCAAAACAUUUGCACGGCGGGGCCGUACUCAUUUUCACAUUGUCUUGAUGGAAUUUAAAAAAAAAAACACGUCGUAGAUUAAUUUUAUUGUAUGUACUUUAAAUUUGACUGGCUUCUUUAAAGAUUUUUUUAAAGUAUGUAAGAUGUAUUAUCAACAAAGAGUAUCAGAGAAUAUAUAUUAUACAAGUAUGUUUAAGUAGAAGUGAGUAACCUUCGAAACAAGAAUAUAAACAUUGAUAGAUUGUUAUUUUUUUCAAGCAAAUAUUUUCAUUAAUUCUUACAGUGUAAAAUAAUUGACUAACGGUUUUGUUUUACUAAUCCACUUAUUAAAAUUAACCUGACAGAACGACAAAGAAUUUUCGUUAUGAAAAAUAGUUUUAAAGCAAACGAGGCGGUCAUUAAAAAAAUACAAUUGAGAAAUUAUAGAAUUUCUUGUUUUUUUUUUUUUUUUCUUUUUAAUGAAUUUUUUUGGUAAUUUUUCUAAAAUUAAGAGCAAAAUGUUUGAACUGCAACAAAUUAUUAAAAGGAAUCCUGAAUGUUUUGAUUAAUCAAAAUCACAAUCAUAAAAUAAUGUGAAUAAAAUUCAACGUAGGUUCUCAAAACAUAAACAUGCGAUUCGGGUGAUAUAUAAAAUUACGAUAAAUUUUGAUUUAGGGCUAGGUUGAAGAGUUACAUUAAUCGUUAUAUUAAUUUAUAGGUAAUGAAGAGAAGCCGACAAGUGCAAAACCUCUAUAAGAAUUUGCCUUUAAAGUUAAAAAAAAAUUAUGCGUUUACAUGAGCAAUAAAUGGACUUGAAGUUUUACGUUUUGAUAACGAUUAGUUUUUAAGCGUCAAAAUUAUAUUUGCUCAGGUCCACUGAUCUCAUAAUUAUUUUUUUUUAUUGCUAAGUAAUUUGUGCAUAAAUGAAGUUGAAAAAAAAAUUAAGGAAGUUCGCUGUUGGAGGUAUUGCAUAAUUGUAAUCGACUGCUCCUUGUGUGUAUCUUAGAUUUAUCGUUUCGAAUAUUCGUUUAAUUUUCGAAUAAUAUUUGUUAUAUUAUUGUGAUUCUGUACUUGGUGUAGCAAACGCUUCUAAAGUUUUAUCAGGAUAUAUUGAGUUAUUCCUUUGUAAAUAGUACAUUAACUUUAACUACAUUAGAAAAUAAAAAUAACUAAAAAAGUUAUUUACAUUUA
This is a messenger RNA of Leptopilina boulardi, 4830 nucleotides long. RefSeq names its product retinoblastoma-like protein 1. Gene Ontology annotation, cellular component: nucleus; chromatin; transcription regulator complex. The coding region runs from base 186 to 3143 and encodes 985 amino acids. Lineage: Eukaryota; Metazoa; Arthropoda; Insecta; Hymenoptera; Figitidae. Gene Ontology annotation, biological process: regulation of transcription by RNA polymerase II; cell differentiation; negative regulation of G1/S transition of mitotic cell cycle. The record is from RefSeq and is a predicted model, not a curated record. The transcript is spliced from 8 exons. Gene Ontology annotation, molecular function: RNA polymerase II transcription regulatory region sequence-specific DNA binding.